Volvox carteri f. nagariensis is the source of this 1734-nucleotide messenger RNA. RefSeq lists its product as uncharacterized. The transcript is spliced from 8 exons. The record is from RefSeq and is a predicted model, not a curated record. The coding region runs from base 1 to 1734 and encodes 577 amino acids. Lineage: Eukaryota; Viridiplantae; Chlorophyta; Chlorophyceae; Chlamydomonadales; Volvocaceae.
AUGAGCAUCCUUAAGCUUUCAACUGCAGCUGUGGCUGAGCCGUUAGAUGCGUCCUUCCGCCGCGGCCACAACGGUGAUGCCAGCUCCAAGUCGCAGAGGAAGCCAGUGGGAGUAGUCACUUCCCAACUCACGCAACUUCAAGCACGAUGCCUUAUCGCAGCUUGUGCUUUCUGGGCUGUCGCUUCAGCAUUUGCCCUACCUUCCUUGCUCGUCUUCGGGCUGCUCCUGAUUCCUAUGUGGGUCACAGCAGAAAUGGCUUUCCUCGUAUGGUGGUGCAUCCUCUACCAGCGGCUGAACGCGCAGCCUGUACCCCACCGACCCCCCCCACACGUCAAUCCUCGUGAGGUCUUUGACCGCUUUAUCCGCGACCAGUCAUCGAUGUGUCGAUACAUAGACAUACUGCAAAUGAUCUCCACGUGGCACUGGAAUGUGCCCAUUUCCGAGCUGAGCCGGGAAAACGUUGCUGACCUUCUCUGCUACGGCUUCUACUACCGUUCCAGAGAGCAGAUGGCGGAUGAGGGCAUGGGCCACGUGCCGGAACAGUUGGUUUCAGAGCUGGAAGUCGCGUGGGGCGUGAAGUUCGCGCCAGGGGUUGGGCAGGAAGGCGGAGAAGGGAAGCCAUAUGUGCGGCGGCGUAUCAUGACCCAUCUGUGGGAGCCGGUGCGCUGCUUCUACCGGCCAUUGGCGUUCUACGCGGGAGUGGAGGUGCUGAUAGCGCUGAAGCACGUUAUGCUGCUGGCGGCGGGGUUCCGGGCGCACAUGUACCAGGGCAUGCUCUACUACACCUACGGCCUGCCUGCUACCGCCGCUGCAGCGGCGGUGCAGCAGCAAGGCCACUCCCUGAUCCGCUCCGAAACCCCCACCGUCCGCACCGCUGCGUCGGACGUUAAGGCACCCAUCCUGUUCCUGCACGGCGUGGGUCUGGGCCUUUUACCGUACUUAAAUUUCCUGCUGCGACUUUCCUCCCUGGAGCGGCCCGUGGUGGCGGUGGAAGUACGGCAUCUAUCCAUGCGCGUGUGCGUGAAUGUGCCUGAGGAAGACGAGGUCGUGGCAUGCAUCGCCGGCGCAUUGGCCCGCCACAGUGUGAAGCAGGUGCAUGUGGUGGCGCACUCAUACGGCACCUUCAUGGCAUCCCGUCUGGUGCAGCUGCACCGGCCCAUGGUGGCGAGCCUGACCCUGCUGGACCCGGUCUGCUUCAUCAUGUUCUCCGGCAAGCUCAUCUACAACUUCGUGUACCGCAACCCGCUGGAGGGCGCCUCCUCCCUCACCUGGUUCAUCGCGCGCGACCUGGCACAUGCCGUGUCGGUCAGUCGCCGCUUCUACUGGUCGCUGCUCAACCUGUGGCCUGACCAGCUGCCGCAGCACACGCUGGUUGCGUUGUCCGCGCAGGACGAGCUCGUACCGGUGCCGGAGGUACUCACCAUGCUGAAGGAACGCCCUGAGGUGCGGGUGCGGGUGCACGACGGCCAUCGCCACGCAGACUUCAUCAAAGACCUGCCGGAGCAGGCCAGGAUGGUGCAGAUGGUGGCGGAGCUCGUGGAUGCCGCCACUAACACCGCCAGCCCUGACACCGCCACAGCAGUGCUGCGAUGGUGCGCGGGGGACCUGCCCCCAUCGUCCUCCGCGGGAACGGACACCGGGAGAAGCCGUGACAGCGCAAGCUCCUACGAGGCGGGCAGUGUGCUGAGCGGCCCCGGCAGGGGGUGCCAGGAUUGGAAGAAGAGCGCGGCAUGA